AGUGCGGGGAUCCAAAUCCAACCAUUUUAGCCGAACUUGAAGUGAUCCGUCGGCCGCCGGCGAGGAUAGGGUCUGAUUGAAGAGGAGGGAUGGGGUUAAGCUAAAUUUGUCUUAACCUAAUCUCACUCCAAAGACAGUGUUUGUGGUGAUCCAUUUGGUCACCUCAACAAUGUCAAUGGCAGAUAUUGCUCACCCUCCCAUGGAGCAACUCCAAGACCUUGAGUACUGCAUAGACUCUAAUCCUCCAUGGCCUGAAACCAUAAUGUUAGCAUUUCAAAACUACAUUUUAGUACUAGGGACAAGUGUGGUGAUUCCUACAACGCUUGUACCGCUAAUGGGUGGAUCCGAUGGAGACAAGGCACGAGUGAUACAAACGUUGCUUUUUGUGGCGGGAAUAAACACUCUUCUCCAAACACUCUUUGGGACCCGAUUGCCGGCCAUUGUAGGAGGGUCCUUUGCAUAUGUCAUCCCUAUAAUCUACAUUAUAAGCGACUCGUCUCUUCAACGGAUAAGUGAGCCACAAAUUAGAUUCAUACAAACCAUGAGGGCAAUCCAAGGAGCAUUGAUUAUAGCUUCAAUAAUUCAAAUCGUUCUUGGCUACACCCAAGUUUGGGGUCUCCUUUCGCGCUUUUUCAGCCCUCUUGGUGUUGCUCCUGUUGUCGGAUUAGUUGGUCUCGGCCUAUUUCAAAGAGGAUUUCCAGCUUUAGGGAAUUGUGUCGAGAUAGGGCUUCCAACACUAUUGUUGGUAAUUGGUUUGUCACAGUAUUUGAAGCAUGUAAGACCAGUGAGGGAGUUCCCAAUAUUCGAACGUUUUCCUAUAUUGAUAUGUGUCGCAAUCGUUUGGCUAUAUUCCAUAGUUCUAACCGCUGGUGGAGCCUACAGAGGCAAGCCUCUUCACACUCAACUCAGUUGCCGUACUGAUAGAGCAAAUAUCAUAUCCACUGCUCCAUGGUUCAAGUUCCCGUAUCCAUUGCAGUGGGGUGCACCUACGUUCGCUGCAGGCCAUUCGUUUGCAAUGAUGUCUGCUGUUCUAGUGUCAAUGGUUGAGUCAACUGGUGCAUACAAGGCUGCGUCUCGUCUGGCGAUUGCAACUCCACCUCCCGCCUACGUGCUGAGUCGGGGGAUUGGUUGGCAGGGAAUAGGUGUUUUGCUUGAUGGGCUUUUUGGAACAGGGACGGGACCCACUGUAUCUGUGGAAAAUGUGGGACUCUUGGGGCUCACUCGGGUUGGAAGCCGAAGAGUUGUUCAGGUUUCUGCAGGCUUCAUGAUAUUCUUCUCCAUGUUAGGAAAAUUUGGAGCUGUUUUUGCAUCUAUACCAUUUAUCAUCUAUGCAGCAUUCUACUGUGUUCUGUUUGGCCUUGUUGGUUCGGUGGGGCUUUCGUUCCUUCAGUUCACAAACAUGAACUGCAUGCGCAAUCUGUUCAUCACGGGCCUUUCCCUAUUCCUUGGGAUGUCCAUUCCCCAAUUCUUUGAUGAGUAUUGGUCGGGUGCUCGCCACGGUCUUGUUCAUACCAAUGCUGGAUGGUUCAAUGCAUUUGUGAACACGAUAUUCUCGUCACCGCCCAUGGUGGGGUUGAUUGUGGCCGUGUUUCUGGACAACACAUUGGACGUGGAGAAGUCGAAGAAAGACAGAGGCAUGCCGUGGUGGGUGAAGUUCAGAACUUUCAAAGGCGACAACCGGAACGAGGAGUUCUACACUCUGCCAUUUAACCUCAACAGAUUCUUUCCACCAACAUAGCCAGCCAAGAUACAUUCAUUGACAGCCAAUGGCUUUUCUUUAGAAAAGAGGGAAAAAAAGUGUAACUAUUUUUGGCAAUUGGAAUCAAAAGGACCAUGUUGGAAGCACUCUUCACCUCUCACCGCGUUUUCUCAAAGACAUCACAGACACUUGUAGUAACUUAUCAAUGCUUGUGGAUAUCUGUGAGAAGGUUGGGGUGAAAAAUGGAGUUAAGAGUUGGAGUGACUUGGGCAUGGUGUUUCAUUGAGCUUAGUUUUGAUUGUUUUUUUUUUGGGUGGGGAAAUCUUUAAGAGUAUAGAGUAGUUGAGAUAAUUGGUUGAUCUGCUUUGUAGAAUUUCAACUUCAAUGUUCUAUAUAUAUAGAUUAGUCCAUAAAUAAGGUGGAUGAUGGAUGUAGAGCUCUUGAUCAAUUGUAAUGGU
Cuscuta campestris is the source of this 2157-nucleotide messenger RNA. The record is from the annotation of a GenBank genome assembly. NCBI's taxonomy places the organism in Eukaryota, Viridiplantae, Streptophyta, Magnoliopsida, Solanales, Convolvulaceae.